AUGCCCUACAUGAUGAGUUAUUACAUUGAUAAUACAAAGUUACUGUUGGCCGUCCUGGAGAACGUCCAUGUCGGCCACCAAUACGACCAGAUAUAUCGCAAAGCACACCCGGAGGCCGCCAUCGAUGCCCCCCUCGACAACUUCACACGUAUAGUUCCAAUUCUCAAACUUAAAAAGGAAUUAGCGAGCCGUUGCAAGGUUCCAUGUAUCUAUCCUGUGGCAGAUUGCGAGCGCAAGCGAAGGGAAAAGAAGCGGGGCUAA
Pyrenophora tritici-repentis Pt-1C-BFP is the source of this 261-nucleotide messenger RNA. NCBI's taxonomy places the organism in Eukaryota, Fungi, Ascomycota, Dothideomycetes, Pleosporales, Pleosporaceae. The record is from RefSeq and is a predicted model, not a curated record.